CGCCAGAGGCGUCCGUUGAAACGCAGCUGUCUCGCAGAGCCCUCUGAUUGGCCGAUGCGUCCGCCUUCCCCCACUACCAGCGCCGCAGCCAAUCAACGCGCGAGGUUCUCACGCUGACGUCGUUAAAUAGGCGCCCGGAGUGAAGCAGGCACUCACUUGCACGCUGCAACCGUAAGCAUAGUUUGCUCCGAUAGAAAUUGACGAAAGAUGGCACGUACGAAGCAGACUGCUCGUAAAUCCACCGGAGGCAAGGCCCCACGAAAACAGCUGGCCACCAAGGCAGCUCGCAAGAGCGCGCCUGCUACUGGUGGAGUGAAGAAGCCUCAUCGUUACAGGCCUGGAACGGUAGCUCUUCGUGAGAUCCGUCGUUACCAGAAGAGCACAGAACUUCUAAUCCGCAAGCUGCCCUUCCAGCGUCUCGUUCGUGAGAUCGCUCAGGACUUCAAGACCGACUUGCGUUUCCAGAGCUCUGCUGUAAUGGCCCUUCAGGAAGCCAGUGAGGCCUACCUCGUUGGCUUGUUUGAAGAUACCAACCUUUGUGCCAUUCAUGCCAAACGAGUCACCAUCAUGCCAAAAGAUAUUCAGCUUGCGCGUCGUAUUCGUGGGGAGCGUGCUUAAUUAGAGAAGUUUUUCAAUCGGCCCUUUUCAGGGCCACCAAUCAUCUUACAUCGAUGGAAAUCUCAAAUUCGCUAAUGGCUCCAAUUUAUAUAGUAAAUCGUCCUGUUUAAUGCAUUUCAAGUUUCUUUGAAACUUGAAUAUAUUUACAAGUCUUAAUAUAACAAGUAGGCAAAAUAAUUUCAAUUUUUAUGCUAUAAUUAGUAUAAUUUAAUUAAUUACAGUAUUUGAAAGCAUAAGAUUU
Messenger RNA from Odontomachus brunneus, 859 nucleotides. RefSeq names its product histone H3. The record is from RefSeq and is a predicted model, not a curated record. Gene Ontology annotation, molecular function: protein heterodimerization activity; structural constituent of chromatin; DNA binding. Lineage: Eukaryota; Metazoa; Arthropoda; Insecta; Hymenoptera; Formicidae. Bases 208 to 618 code for a protein of 136 amino acids. Gene Ontology annotation, cellular component: nucleosome. The transcript has a single exon.